This is a messenger RNA of Eucalyptus grandis, 1228 nucleotides long. RefSeq names its product transcription factor MYB123. Bases 118 to 1020 code for a protein of 300 amino acids. The transcript is spliced from 3 exons. The record is from RefSeq and is a predicted model, not a curated record. NCBI's taxonomy places the organism in Eukaryota, Viridiplantae, Streptophyta, Magnoliopsida, Myrtales, Myrtaceae.
UUUAACUACGGCACAAACACGCACAUCAGAGAGGGAGAAACAGAGAGAAACACAGAGAGAGAGAGAGAGAGAGAGAGAGAGAGAGAGAGAGAGAGACGGGGGAGAGGGAGAGGAAGGAUGGGCAGGAGUCCAUGUUGCUCCAAGGAAGGGAUGAACAGAGGAGCGUGGACUGUCAUGGAAGACAAGAUCCUUACUUCCUACAUCAAAGCCCAUGGCGAAGGCAAAUGGAGGAACCUCCCCAAACGAGCUGGUUUGAAGAGGUGUGGCAAGAGUUGUAGACUGAGAUGGCUCAAUUAUCUCAGACCAGACAUCAAGAGAGGUAACAUCUCUCUUGAUGAAGAAGAACUCAUCAUCAGGCUCCAUAAGCUUCUUGGUAACAGGUGGUCUUUAAUAGCCGGAAGGCUCCCGGGGCGAACAGACAAUGAAAUCAAGAACUACUGGAACACAACCCUCGGCAAGAAACUCGCCAAAACUGAUCGCUCAUCUUCCUCUCCACCAUCAUUAAAAGACAUCAAUCAUCCCUCGUCCAAAUCCAGAUCCAAGAGACCAGUCUCCAAGUCGAGCUGCUUGUUCCCCACGAAAGCGACUCGGCCCCGAGUCACCAGAUACAAGCCCCUGGAGGGCACCAAGGUCCACGCCUCACCAGGCUCCUCACUUCCAAGCAAAAACCAAUCCCUCUACUCAAUAACCCAAGAAUAUCCACCGUAUCUUCAAGCCAAUUACCGCCCAAGUGGGAGCACAUGUCAACAGGGGCUAGACUCAGAAAGUCCGAGAUCUCAUCGUGUUCACUGUGGCGCUCAUGAUGACCACCUUCAGAAGAACUUUGUUGGAGACUUUGGGCUUAUCAACUUUGGCUAUGGUGAUGAGUUUAACGCGGCCAAUGUUAUGUGCGCUGACCAGCCCUUGACCGUGGAACAAGAAAUGUUGGAGAACUGGACAGCAAGUUUUUGUGUAGAAGAAAAAGACACCUUGGAUCUUGAUUCCUUGGCAUAUCUGCUGAAUUCCGAGGAAUGGCCGUGAAGAGGAGCAUUGAAAAAAAGAAGAAAAGAAACCAAUGAAGAUGGUACCUAAUCAUGGCAUAUUCUGACAAAAAAAAAAAAAAAAUCAUGGCAUAUUGUAAGAGAUCACUCGAAUAAUGUCACUUGAGCACCAUGAGACUUGGAGAAUUUUGUAUCGAAGUUUGUAUAAAAGUAAUAGUAUAUAGCGAGCUUGUUUGCCACUUGCAAAA